CUUGGAAAACUUCUCUGGGGUGGACUGCAGGGAUGCCGGGCAUCGGUGGAAGAGGAUGUAGGAGAUCGUUGGCUGGUCCCGGGUGUUCCCGGACCUCCUAGGCCGCUAUCGGUCAGGCUAUGGGGCUCCAGAGCCAUCCGCACCGCUGGGUGGACGACCCCCUGCUGUAGCGAAACCAGAGUGGCGCUAUCUCCUUUGGACCGUGGGUUUGGCCAGCAGCGAUCCCUCUGGACGUAUCCGGCCCCGCCAUGGACCACCAAGAGCCCUACUCGGUGCAAGCCACCGCCGCCAUCGCGUCGGCCAUCACCUUCCUCAUCCUUUUCACCAUUUUCGGCAACGCACUGGUCAUUCUGGCUGUGUUGACCAGCCGCUCACUCCGUGCACCACAAAACCUGUUUCUGGUGUCACUGGCAGCCGCGGACAUCCUAGUGGCCACCCUUAUCAUCCCUUUCUCUCUGGCCAACGAGCUACUGGGCUACUGGUACUUUUGGCGCACAUGGUGCGAGGUCUACCUGGCGCUCGAUGUGCUCUUCUGUACCUCCUCCAUCGUGCACCUGUGUGCCAUCAGCCUGGACCGAUACUGGGCAGUGAGCCGAGCUUUGGAGUACAACUCCAAGCGCACGCCGCGCCGCAUCAAAUGCAUCAUCCUCACUGUGUGGCUCAUUGCGGCCGUCAUUUCUCUGCCGCCCCUCAUCUAUAAAGGCGAGCAGCGCCCGGAGCCCCACGGGCUCCCCCAGUGUGAGCUCAACCAAGAGGCCUGGUACAUCUUGGCUUCCAGCAUCGGAUCUUUCUUUGCUCCCUGCCUCAUCAUGAUCCUCGUCUACCUGCGAAUCUAUGUAAUUGCCAAACGCAGCCACUGCCGGGGUCCCAGGGCCAAGAGAGGCUCCGGGGAGGGUGAGCCCAAGCAGCCCGGUCCUGUCGCUCGGGGAGCUCCAACCUCAGCUAAGGUGCCAGCCCUGGCCUCUCCUCUGUCUUCCGUGGGAGAGGCCAACGGACACCCCAAGCCUCCAAGGGAGAAGGAGGAGGGAGAGACCCCUGAAGAUCCCGAGUGCGGGGCUUUGCCACCCAGCUGGUCUGCCCUUCCCAGAUCGGGCCAGGGCCAGAAGGUCGAUGGUGGGGCACCUGCAGAGGAGGGAGCCGAAAGGCAGGAUGAAGAGGAGGUGGAAGAGUGUGGAACCCCCCAAACACCGCCAGCGUCUCCUGCCUCUGUAUGCAGCCCACCCAUGCAGCAGCCUCAGGCUUCCCGUGUGUUGGCCACGCUUCGUGGGCAGGUGCUUCUGGGCAGGACUGUGGGUGCUGCUAGUGGGCAGUGGUGGCGACGACGGACACAGCUGAGCCGGGAGAAGAGGUUCACCUUUGUGCUGGCAGUGGUCAUUGGCGUUUUUGUGGUCUGCUGGUUUCCUUUCUUCUUCAGCUAUAGCCUGGGGGCCAUCUGCCCACAGCGCUGCAAGGUACCGCAUGGCCUCUUCCAGUUCUUCUUCUGGAUUGGCUACUGCAACAGCUCCCUGAACCCUGUUAUCUACACCAUCUUCAACCAGGACUUCCGACGUGCCUUUCGAAGGAUCCUUUGCCGGCAGUGGACCCAGACUGCCUGGUGAGCCUGCCUGCUCGCUGCCUGUGCCUAGGUUGAUGCCAGGACCACCUGAUGGUUGUCCCUCACCCCCAUAGUCUAGGUGGCCAUUUUCCUGGGGCCCCCUUGCAGACCUCAACCUCAGACUCCCCCCAAAGGGGAAAGGACAAAAGUGCUGUUCCCAGGGUCCCAUUGGAAACCUUCCCUUGCUGACUGUACUGUGGGGUAGCUCUUCUCCACGUUCCUGAGCAAGGGUAGCUUGGGUCUUCUGGAAUGUAGCCAAGGCCAGACUGGAUUGGAGUACCUCCCUCCCAGUCACCUGUAAGCCAACAGGCCGGGCUUCCCUUUUCUGGAGACCCCUGUGCCUUGGCAGGCCACUUACUUGUGGCAUUCUGUUUUUCUUGGGUUUGGGGGUUUUACUUUUUUUGUUUUGUUUUGAGACAGGAUCUCGAGUAGUCCAGGUCGGCCUCAGAUUUGCUGCGCAGCCUAAGGAUGAUCUUGGAAUUCUGAUCCCCAUGCCCUCACCUCCCCAGUGCUAGGAUUCCAGGCGUUCACCACCGUGUCUGGUUUCUGAGAUCCUGGGGAUUGAAUUCAGGGCUUCAAGCAUGCUAGGCCAGCAUUCAACUAGCUGAGUUACAUCCCAAGCCUUGAUUUUUCCCCAUGCCUCUCAAAGAGCAGGAAGCCAGUUUUCUACACUUCCUAGGAGGACCUGCUGCUGAGAAAGAGGACGAAAUGAGGAGGAUUCACCCACGUUGAGCACCUGUGGUUCCAUUGGCUACUGGGGUAGGGGGUGAUGGGCUAGUAUUGGUUUUUAGAUUUGUGGCUCCUUUAAGGUUAAAAGCAUGGAUCAGUUUUGUCACUCAGUACCCUCUGGGAGGCAAGUGGGCACGUGGCUGUCUCAUUGGGGAGGUCUGGAAGCCUGGCCUGGCCUCAAUAGGAGCUCCUGAUCACUGGCAUUCACCCUUGCAAAGAGCAGGGCGACAAUUGCUUGCCGCCUACUUGCGGCAGGGAGAUGAAAGGCUUUGCAGAGAGCUUUGAGCUCCAUGGGGGAAAAAGCUAGAGAGCCAGCAAAUGUGAUUAUCUGGUGGUAUAAAAAUUCCCUUCCUGUGUGUUUACCAUCAUGAACCUUCCUGUAGACUUUUGUUCUGCGCUUGGGGUGUGUGAACUCCUACCCCAAACUGGAAGUGGGUUGAGGUGCACCGAGUCACUCUUUCAGAUUCCAGGAUUUCUUUGAGAAUGCAUUCUUGUACCCAAAAAGGUUUGAGUUAUUGUGCCGGUGACAGCUUCUCCAUCUGUUACCUGUAACGCCAACAGAGUUUUCAGUGGCUUGGCCCCAACCCCAUUAGGGGAUAAGUCCUUUGUCAUCGAGCAGGCAAAUCGUUUCCCCAAGCUAAAAAUACUCACAUCAAGGAAGCAGUCUGAGAUGAGAUCCUCAGGUAGGGUGCUGGGGCUGGAGCAGGCAGCCAGGGCCCUGUGGAUUCUGGGAGAGCCACCCGCUCCAGGGCCCAGACAACUCUACGCACCCCAUGUGGAGCCUUUGGAGGCAUAACUAAUUCUACCCCAGCCCAGAAGAUGCCUUGCUGGCUGUUAAGUUAACCCUCACAGUGAAAUGGAUAUGCACUGGGGUGUCUUUACCUCCUGGUUGUCUCCCCCACUUAGGAAUUGUUUCCCAGAGUGACUGGGCAUCUGUAAAGGAUGUGUCUGGGUUUUCCCCAUGGGCAGCCUGACCUCAGCUUUGGACAAUAGAACUCUUAGCCUCAGGGAGGGGUGAGUUGAGCCACACAGGCUGUUAGCCCAGGAUGGAUUUGUCCAAUUUGGAAGGUGCUCAGGGAGUUUUCACGGGUAGCGACAAUGGUGGGUACCAAUGAUGGGUACUAGGUGGGUACCUGGGGAGGACGUCUGUCCAGCUUGGUCCUCGUUGGUUGGUUGCAGUUGUGAGGCUAGGACAUUGAUUUGGGGUGUAGCUGAGGGGCUGAUUUGUAAUCAUCUGCUGGCUGACCUUGUUUGUGUAUGCUCUGUGGGACCCAGCCCUCCUGUUGUGACAUGCAGGUAUUUCUAAGACUCUGAACUAUUUUAUCA
Molecule: messenger RNA, 3649 nt
Organism: Peromyscus eremicus (cactus mouse)
Lineage: Eukaryota; Metazoa; Chordata; Mammalia; Rodentia; Cricetidae
Gene: Adra2b
Product: adrenoceptor alpha 2B
Exons: 1
Coding region: 249-1598 (449 amino acids)
Biological process (GO): platelet activation; regulation of vasoconstriction; regulation of smooth muscle contraction
Cellular component (GO): membrane
Molecular function (GO): alpha2-adrenergic receptor activity
Source: RefSeq, a predicted model, not a curated record